UGUGCACGCUGUAGUGAGGGAUUCGGAGAGUCUCUUUAGGCAUUCGAGUAUGACGUCUGAGCCGUGGAACCGACUGCACAUCCCUCGCCCUGCCAUUCAGAGCUUGGUGACAGUGCCUGCGGGAGCAGAGACAGAGAAACAUGUUAAAGAUGUUGUAGAAAGAUGUAUUUCUGUCAAGGAGUCCCUGAUGAGCAAAGUAUUGGAGACAGAAAAUGCAGCAUUAUAUUCCAUAUUGUAUGUCUUUAACGAUAGGCUGGGUUAUCACAAACCAUACCUGGCAUUAAAACAGGUAGAACAAUGCUUAAAACGACUAGCAGCUAUGGGUUUAGAAACAACAAUUCAAGAGAUGCUUGAUUUGUGUCCAAGAUAUUUUGGGAAAGACGAUUUGUCUACAGAAAAGCACUACUGCCUGCCAAGUCAACCUAUCAUUGAAGUUGUAUCUGUAAAAAUACUGGGUGCCUGCAAGCUGUUAUUGCGUCUUAUGGACUGCUGCGAAAAAGCCUUCCAUUUAUGUCUACAGCAUAUUUACCUUGAAGAAUUUAUAGUUGCCAAUGUGGUACUUUUAGGAUUGGUCAGCCGGCUCUGGGUUUUGCACAGAGGCAUUUUAAAGAAGUUUAUCUCUCUGUAUGGGGCACAAUACAUUUUACAGAAAGAAGUAUCUGAUUUCCAAAAUAUGCCAUAUAUUAAGAACUUUACUUUUCCAACAAAAAUUGAAGGUUUUCUGGGACCGGUGUAUAAUAGUAUUAUUAAGAGAAAGUUACCUCAAAUAUCAUCAAAAAAUCGAGCUCUGCAAAUCAUAAAUACAGUCUUUUCAUCAAAUGACCUGGAUGAUACUGAGGAAGAAAUGCGGAAACCUGCCUUUCAAAAGUUACCUGAAACAAUGGAAAGUGUUGUUGAUGUGGGACUUCCAGUAGAAACCAAAAGAUUGUAUAGAGAUAAUUGUGGAACAUUUGAUGUCAAAGCCUUGUGUCAGCAGCAAAGAUCCAGCUUUGAUCAGCCCUGUAAUUCAAAACAGAAAUCCAAGGCACAUAAGAACAAACAGACGGUUCAGUCCUAUCACAGAUCAAGUUCUGAAUGUGCAGGGCAUAUAGUGCCUAAGCUCCAGCAAACAGAGACAUUCAGAGAACUUGCUGAAGAACUGCAAUAUGCACUAAAAUGGUGCAAACACAGAAAGCUGCUGCCCGAAGUCUCUUUUUUCCGGAAGAAAUAUCUCAGAACAACCAGACUUAAACAUGUUGAAUCGCUUGGCUACAGCCUGAAAAAAAAAUUGCAGUGUUUAAAAAAGUCUAUCUGUCGAAGCCUGUGUCGAGGGAAUCUAAGUGGAAAUCAUCACAUGCCUAGUUUGAGAAUACUAAGACUCAAGUGGACUGUUAAACAUAAGGUCACUAGCAGAAAGAAGAGAAAAUGCCUGAAUCCUUUAAAACAUCACAUUAUUUAUUCUGAACCUUCCGAGUCUGGAGUUGAAGGAACCCAUCAUAAAAGUGAUUCACUUUGUUUAGAUCUGAUCCUUGGUGCUCAAGAACUGUCAUCAGCCACCACAGAUAUUUCUUUGACAUCGGGUCAUUUGAAAGCCAAUGACAGGUUUGAAUCCAUUACUGCACCUCCGUGUUUAGAAACUAAAACGAUGAACGAUGACAUAGAUGAUAUAUUCUCAUCAAUUGGGGUUUAAUAAAUGUAAAUAAAAGCUUUACUUAUCUGUAAAUAGCGUUUACUUUCAUAUUUACAAAAAAAUAAAAGGUUUUGAAUUUU
Molecule: messenger RNA, 1749 nt
Organism: Xenopus laevis (African clawed frog)
Lineage: Eukaryota; Metazoa; Chordata; Amphibia; Anura; Pipidae
Product: nucleolus and neural progenitor protein
Exons: 9
Coding region: 50-1669 (539 amino acids)
Source: RefSeq, a predicted model, not a curated record